AUGUCUGAGCACAAAUACCUCAGUGAAAGCCAAAAGAGGAUACUUAAGCUUCAACAUGAACAGGAACUAGCAAAAUGUCGAGAAGUCACAAGUUUUUUUACAACUCAACCUUCUACUUCCACUUCAAAUAACUCAACUGGUGAAAAUGAAGUUAUUUUGAAAAGUGUGAAAAAUUCUGCUGGAAUUUCAUGCAACAACUACGCUACCACCGUCACCGAUACAGUCGAUGAAAACAUGAAUAAAGAUGAGGUUAAACAAAUCUCUUAUGACAAUGCUGCGAAUAUGAGUGGAAAAUAUAAUGGACUUCAAGCACGUGUUAAGGAAAUUAACAAGUUCGUGGAUUAUGUACCCUGUGCAGCUCACUCUUUAAAUUUGGUGGGAGUCGAUGCUGGAAGUGUCGUACCCGAUGUAAUCAGCUACUUUGGGGUUGUACAACAACUAUGGUCUAGCCGAUACGACGCUGUUCACGCGUUAAAAACAAGUUAUAGCUUAAUUGUAACCAUAUCAGAAACUAUUAUUAAUGAUAAUUUAGAAAAAAAUGACUGCAAGAUGGAAGCGAAAAAAAUAUUAGGUAAGCUAUACAAACUCGAAAUCGCUAUAUUGACUGUCGUCUGGGAAGAACUUCUUGAAAGAAUUAACAAAGUCAGUAAAAAGUUACAAGAACCUGGAUUAGAUUUGUGCGAAGGCCUUGCACUAAUAACAUCUUUAGAAAUAUUUAUAAAAUCUCUUAGAGAAAAAUCUAAUGACAAAUUAAUUAACUAUGAAUUGCGAGCGAAGGGGUUUAGCAGUAAAGUGAAAGAAAAUUAUAGUAAUGCGAAGAAGAGGAUUAAAAUUUUAAAUAUUCGGACGGCACAACAGGGACUAGUCCACUACAAGGUCGUGAGAAAUUUCUCGUGGAAGUUCUUAAUCGAUUGGAAGAAAUUCAAAUUCUUAACGGACCUUACAAACAAACAUGUAGUACAUAUUGACGAAGACAGCGUUGACUGUGUUUUACAGUGUUACAAUGAGGACAUCGAAUUAGGAUUGAAGAAUGAAUGUUUACAAUUUAAGGAAUUUUUAAAAAUUUCUCCUGACUUAGCUCAGAAACGUACUGCAACAUGUUCAGAUAUACUCGACAGCAUUUUUAAAAAAAACCUCAUUGACAUUUUCCCGAAUCUGUACACAGUAGUUAAGAUGUUCUUGACACUGCCAGUGACCAGUUGUGAAGCUGAAAGAGCUUUUUCUAAAUUGAAUUUUAUAAAAAAUAAAUAUAGUUCGACAAUGAAAAACGAAAGACUAUAA
Molecule: messenger RNA, 1281 nt
Organism: Zophobas morio
Lineage: Eukaryota; Metazoa; Arthropoda; Insecta; Coleoptera; Tenebrionidae
Exons: 4
Coding region: 1-1281 (426 amino acids)
Molecular function (GO): protein dimerization activity
Source: RefSeq, a predicted model, not a curated record